UGCUCGGAGCCUGCUGAAUGAGGCUUAACGUUGUUGGGCCCGGAGUGGGAUUGCGAGCGGGUUGAAAGCCCGGAAUCGGUACCCGGUGCAACGGCCCACUGCGUCCUUCGGGAGCCUACUCCGGUUUAGGGAGCUGUGGGGUGGACGUUGUUGGGUGAAUUUAGAAAGAAGUUUGCAGUGGUGAUGCUCAUGUGCCUCCAUUGCUCUUAUCCUUCAAGGUGAUAGGGUCAUGGGUUUCAAAGGUACAUGUCAAAGGAGUUUUGUAACUACAGCUUGUGAAUAGCAUGGGGGUGAAAACACAACGUCCUCGGUGUUUUUUUGACAUAACUGUCAAUAAUCUGCUUGUAGGCAGAGUUGUCUUCGAAUUGUUUUCAGAUGUGUGUCCAAAGACUUGCGAGAACUUUCGCUGCCUCUGUACAGGUGAAAAAGGGGUUGGAAAAAGUACUCAAAAACCUUUACAUUACAAAGGUUGCCUAUUUCACAGAGUUGUAAAGGAUUUUAUGAUUCAAGGAGGUGACUUCAGUGAAGGAAACGGCCGAGGUGGUGAAUCUAUCUAUGGAGGGUUUUUUGAAGAUGAAAGUUUUGCAGUCAAACACAACAAAGAGUUCCUGUUGUCUAUGGCUAACAGAGGAAAGGAUACUAAUGGUUCACAGUUCUUCAUAACUACUAAGCCUGCCCCUCAUUUAGAUAGUGUACAUGUGGUCUUUGGUCAAGUUAUUUCAGGACAGGAAUUAAUAAGGGAUGUGGAAAACCAGAAGACUGAUGCAAAUAGCAAACCAUAUGCAGAAGUACGAAUCUUAAACUGUGGGGAAUUAAUUCCAAAAUCCAAAGCAAAAAAGGAAGAGAAGAAACGAAAGAAAUCUUCAUCCUCUUCAAGCGAAUCUGAGAGUUCUUCUGACUCAAGCUCAUCCUCCGAAUCAGAAAGUGAAACGGAUGAAGAUUCGAAGAAAAGAAAAAAGAAACAACGUAAGAAGGAAUCCAAAAAACGAAAGAAAGACAAGAAACGAAGAAAGAAAUCCGAAAAGAAAAGUUCAUCAGAUGAAAGUGCAGAAAGUACCACACUGCAGACAGUUGCCACUGUCCGUGCUGAGGACAUUCCCCCUGUUCCAGAGAACAGAUUCUUAAUGCGAAAGAGCCCUCACAAGGCAGAUGAAAAAGAGAAAGAGAGAAAAAAAGAGAGCAAUGUAUCAAAUUCCCAAAUGUCUACAUAUCAAAGAAGACUCCUAGUAACCAGGUCAGGGCGAAAAAUUAAAGGAAGAGGACCACGGCGCUAUCGAACACCUUCAAGAUCAAGGUCUCGGUCCAGAGAUCGAUUUCGGCGCAGUGAAACUCCCCCACACUGGAGACAGGAGAUGCAACGAGCACAAAGAAUGAGGGUUUCAAGUGGAGAACGAUGGAUCAAAGGAGACAAGGGUGAAGUGAAUGAAAAGAAAGAGAACCACAACAAUAGAAGCCCAGACAGAGGGAGAGAGCGAAUAUCUUCAGACUACAAGCCAGACAUAUUGGAUAGUCCGAAAAGGAGCAAAGAAAGGGAUAAAAAAACUGAACGAGAGACUGGGAGGAGUCAUCGAUCUAAAAGUAAAGAAAGAGAACUGAAGAAAACAAACAGAGAUGACAAAUCUGACAAAAGCAAACCUAAAAAGAGAAAUAGAUCAAGGAGUAAAGAAAGAAAUCAAAGCAGAAGCAAAGAUAAGGAAAAACAUGACAAAACUAGAAUCAGGGACAGAGAGCAGAAACCAAACAAAGAAAAGAGAGCAAAUUCAAGAAGCAAAGAUAGGGAGCAUGCAAAGGGCAAAGAGCGGGAUAAACCUGUUAAAUCAACUAAAGAGCAGGGAAGACGUGAAAAAUCUCAAAGCAGAGAACAGAGUAGAAGUAAAGAGAGAGGAAAAUGUGCAAAGUCAAAAUCUAGAACUCACGAUCGAGAAAAGAGUAGCAGUAAAGAGAAGGGGAAACGGUCCAAGUCUCGAAGUAAGGAUCGAGAACAGAACAAUAGCAAAGAGUUGGAGAAACAAACCAAGUCAAAAUCUAGAAGUAGGGACCGAGAACAGAAUAAUGAUAAAGUGUUGGAGAAACAAGUCAAGUCAAAAUCCAGGAGUAAAGAACGGGAGCAAAGUAACGGAAAAGAGGGGGAGAAACAAGCCAAGUCAAAAUCCAGCACACGCGAUCCAGGGGAGAUUAACAAUAAAGCCUGGGAGAAACGAGCCAAGUCACAAUCCAGAAGUAGGGAACGGGAACAGAAUAACAACAAAGGGAAGGGAGAAGAGACCAAUUCAAGGAGUAGGGAUCGAGAACAAAGUAACAGCAAAGGGAGGGGUAAAGAAGCCAAAUCAAGAAGCAGAGAUCGAGAACGGAGUAAGAAUAGAGAGAGAAGAAAACGAGUCAGAUCGAAAUCCAGAAGUAAAGAUCGUAAACAGAGUAAGAGCAGAGAGAGAGCAAAACGGGCCAAAUCGAAAUCUAAAAGUAGAGAAAGAAGUAAAAGCAGGGAACGGGAUAGAAGGGCCAAAUCAAGAUCCAGAAGUCGAGAACAGAGUAAAGACAAAUAUAGAGGGAAAAGGGCCAAAUCCAGAAGUAAAGAUCGGCAUAAAAGUAAAAGUAAGGAAAGAGGACGUCGAGACAAGUCGAGGAGUAGAGAUAGAGUAAAAGACAGAAGUAGAGAAGGAGAAAAGCAUGCAAACUCAAGAAGCAGAGGCAGGGAACAAAAACGUAAGGAAAACUGGAUUAAAUCCAACAGUAAUGACGAGGAACAGGGCAAGAGUAAAGAUCAAGAAAAAAGAGCAAAAUCCAAAAGUAAGGAAAGGGAUAGAAGUCAGAGCAAAGAAGCACGCAGGGACAGAGAUAGAGAACAGAAAAAGAGGGGACGUUCAAAAAGCAAAGACAGAAGAACCCCUGAGAAAGAUAGGUAUGAUAAUUCAAAGAAGGAGCAAAAGUCUAAACAUUCAGGAGAUAAUCCAAAUAAGGAGAAAGAUUUAAAGAAUUCUGAAAAUCAAAAUUCAAAUGGGAAAAUAAUACACAGCAGGGAGGGUGAAAAACCAAAAAGCCAGGGAAGGGAUCAUAGCAGCAGCUCUGAGAGUCUGAAAGAAGAUGAAGAUAGGAAUAAAAAGGAAAAAAGUAGUAGUCCAAGCUUGAAGAGAAAAAGGGGGAGUAGUAAAAGCAAAAUAUCUGAAGAAAAGUCUGCAUUUAGAAGCAGAUUAUGUGAACAUGAUGACAAAAUUAAGAAGUCAAACAGCAGAACAAAAAAUCGGAACCACGAGAAAGAGCAAAACUCAAACUGUGAUUCAUCCCCUAGUUCAGAUGAAGAUAGAAGUGAAUAAAUGUGCUUUAUGGACAAGUGAUCAAUUGCCAAUAAAUGUUUCUGUGAUUUGUUUUUCAGAGAUAUGUUAGGGACAUGUCUUUUAAAUCUGGAUUUCAGUUUGAGUUUGUUUUUUUUUGACAAUCUGCAGCCUGGAUUAUUUGUACUACUGGACUUUUAAUAAAUUUGUAAAGUGUUGCAAAAGAUGAUUUCAUCUAA
Molecule: messenger RNA, 3508 nt
Organism: Hemiscyllium ocellatum (epaulette shark)
Lineage: Eukaryota; Metazoa; Chordata; Chondrichthyes; Orectolobiformes; Hemiscylliidae
Gene: ppig
Product: peptidylprolyl isomerase G (cyclophilin G)
Exons: 14
Coding region: 285-3311 (1008 amino acids)
Biological process (GO): protein folding; protein peptidyl-prolyl isomerization
Cellular component (GO): nucleus
Molecular function (GO): peptidyl-prolyl cis-trans isomerase activity
Source: RefSeq, a predicted model, not a curated record